Messenger RNA from Neodiprion fabricii, 2446 nucleotides. Its product is annotated as leucine-rich repeat and guanylate kinase domain-containing protein-like. Lineage: Eukaryota; Metazoa; Arthropoda; Insecta; Hymenoptera; Diprionidae. The transcript has 10 exons. The record is from RefSeq and is a predicted model, not a curated record. Bases 1 to 2223 code for a protein of 740 amino acids. Gene Ontology annotation, molecular function: protein binding.
AUGCAGGACUCUAUGAAACGUAUGAAAAGUCUUUCAUUUGCCAUGAAUGAGGAAUUUUCCGGAUGGAGAGAAUAUUCGUUACCAAUUUUAUACCCAAACUUGGAGAGCGAUAAAGAGAACAAGCAACGUAUUAUCGAAAGUAAAUGGGGACGAGGUACUGCGCUUGACAUCGGACUUUGGGAGGAUAGCAUUGCUCCUGUAGUCAAAGUUAGAAGCAGAGUUGACAUUGACCUCGGUGUGAGCGAAGUUACCGAUGUAUUGACCGAUGAAAUGGUUGGAGCAUGCUCAUCUUUUUUAGCAAAAUCACCAGAGACUGAACUUUAUGUUGAGAAUAAGUGCGAGCUUGUGAACAUGGGCCUGAGAGAUAUCUUCAUUUUGCAAUAUCGUCAUUACUUGCAGUACAUUGACUUGGAAAAUAAUAGUAUUGGUGACUUGACGCCACUCGGAGGAAUUCCAUAUCUGAUGUACUUGAAUGCAGCCCGUAACAAGCUCAGAGACGUUCUGAGAUUCAAACCUCCGUGGUGCUUGACAUAUGUAAAUUUGGCGUAUAAUAAUAUUUCGAAGAUCGAUGAUUUGUCUGAGUUUUGGAGUAUUGUCAGACUCGAUUUAUCGCACAAUGUGAUUGAACGUAUUGAAGGACUGGUAAAUUUGAGACACUUGAGGUUUUUGAAUCUUGGAUACAAUAUAAUUGAAUCCGUUGAAAACUUGGAUAACUUGGACAUCCAGGAGUUGAAUUUGGAAUACAAUUGCAUAUCGAAUGUCAGAUCUGCCACAUCUGCUUUCGGUAUAAGUACAUUGCCAAAUCUUCGCACGUUGAUUUUAAGGCACAACAAAUUGACCACAUUGGAGUUUUUUGAGGGUGCUUACGGCUUACGCUACAUCGAUUUAAAGUACAAUAAAAUUUCGGAUUUACUGGAGGUGUCUCAUCUAAAAAGUUUAGUUCACGAGAUUGAUUUCCGUGGAAAUCCCUGUACCAACUGGCCAAACUAUCGAGAUGUAUUACUAUUCUCAAUGCCAAGCGUUAUGUUUGUCGACGGUGCCAGCGUUACCAUCUCUGAAAAGGUGUCUGCCAGCACAAUAUUUGCACCACCGAUAGAACUGGUGGUGGCUUCCAGUGUAACGAAGCUAAUGCUUCUGGAACAUUUAAAUACCAUUGACAUUGACCUCCACAUUACACCGAUUGAUCAAAGUACUCCACCAUUAAUAAUACUAACCGGCCCUCCAGCAGUGAAGAAGUCGAUACUAGCCAAAAAGAUCGCUAAUGAUUUGCCUAAACGGGUCAGAUACUGCCUUAGUCACACAACAAAGCACCAGCCGUGUGACGACCCUCUCGGAUCGACUUACCAUUUCGUUAGUAGAGAAGAAUUCAAUGAAAUAACAAGACGAGGGGAAUUUUUAUCGACCAGAGAGUGGCUAGGAAAUAGUUACGGAUUCCAUGUGAGUGAGAUCAAAGCACUUGCUUUGGACAAGAAAAUCGGUAUCACUCACAUGGAUCUGCAUGCAGCAUUACAGAUGCAAAGUCGAUACGUGAAUGCGAAGUUAAUUUUGGUAUUGACCAAAAGUGAGGAACUCCAUCGACUAUGGAUCCAAGAAAAGAUACAGAUCUUUACAUGGGUGAAGAGCAGUCUGCAAAAUCUUGUAACUUUUAAACUUGAAAAAUACCGUCGACCUACAAUUGAAAUGAAAGAAUCUACGAGUCCCAAAGUGAACUUUAUCUAUGAAUUACUAAACGAGGUGUUGGAAACUUUGGACUCAUCUCCUUUUAGCACUACGAUGGGAUCGGAGGUGACGGAAGAAAUGGAUACUGUAAUGGUCAUGGAAAGCCAAACCACUCUCCCUGAAAUCAUAAAAACUUCCAGUGACAUUGAAAUGGAAAAGAAACAUAUCACUUUUCAGGGAGAGGAUGAGCAAUCCACUACUGCACCUUCCUCGAAUGUGACUUUUAAUUCUGAUAAGCUGACUGUACCAAUGCCCGAUGAAUUGAAGGUCAUACUAGACGAACAUUCGAACGUUAUUAUCGAAAAUGAAGAGGACAAGAGAAGAAGACUGAAAGAAAAAAUUCGUUUGCAACACGAUUUGUUACGUCUUCAAAUGGACAAUGAUGAAUUUGUAGAAGGCGAGAAUUUGGAGGAUUACUCUGCGUCCAGCGAUGAUCUGUUUGUUUCAAAACGAGUUAGUAGUCAAGUAAUACGUAACAUGCAAGUUUUACAAGUCCUGUUGUAAACUUUUCACACCUUCUACGCUGAUCUGAAAUAAAGUAGAAAAGCACGACAGCAGAUCAAAUAGACAAAUAAAUAUACACCUAGAACAUAUUUCACUUGUAAUUGUGAUUCACAGUGCUUACCUGGCAUGGAUUCUCCAAAACUUUUGGAAAAACUUCACAGUAAACUUGUAACUAAGUCUAGGGAACAGUACUUCGAACAGCAUCUAAAUAGCGUUGGCUGUA